This is a messenger RNA of Amorphotheca resinae ATCC 22711, 390 nucleotides long. RefSeq lists its product as hypothetical. The record is from RefSeq and is a predicted model, not a curated record. NCBI's taxonomy places the organism in Eukaryota, Fungi, Ascomycota, Leotiomycetes, Helotiales, Amorphothecaceae. Bases 1 to 390 code for a protein of 129 amino acids. The transcript has 5 exons.
AUGACAUCUUCAUCAGAAAGCCACAGCUCCGACGACCUGACAUACAUACAACCCCCGGUCGUCGACAGCAGCACUGGUGCCAGUGACUUCGAGUCUGCUUGGCGGUCUCUUCUCUCAAUGUCCCUCGGGCGACGCCAAAGCCGGCGGGGUAGGACCGAAGUUCGAAAGAAGGUGUUCAUCGUUGUCCACGUCCGAGAGUGGUGGAUCGGGUUGCUAUCAACUCUGGCCGUUUCAAUUUUCCCCAAGUACAUUUUUGUUACAAGGACGCAUACUCUUUCGACGCCGGCAAAUGGAAAUGAGAUAGCUCACCCCGGUAAAACAUGCAACGAGGAAAAUGCCAAUGAGACAAAGAGCAAUGAGGGAAAGAGUGAUGAGGACUGGGAUAAUUAG